Molecule: messenger RNA, 2294 nt
Organism: Drosophila hydei
Lineage: Eukaryota; Metazoa; Arthropoda; Insecta; Diptera; Drosophilidae
Product: suppressor of hairless protein-like
Exons: 4
Coding region: 453-2267 (604 amino acids)
Biological process (GO): regulation of transcription by RNA polymerase II
Cellular component (GO): nucleus
Molecular function (GO): RNA polymerase II cis-regulatory region sequence-specific DNA binding; DNA-binding transcription activator activity, RNA polymerase II-specific
Source: RefSeq, a predicted model, not a curated record
AUAUGAUAACAACAACCCUAGUUUGUUUGGUAGCUGCUGCUAGUGGGGUUUGGUUUCGUUUUUAUUUAUUAUAAAUCAGUUACCACAGUUUAGUUGCAAGUUUAAACAGCCGCCAGCCGCAUCAAGCUUCAGUCAUAGUCGUACUCGCGCUCUUAACUCUACACAUUUUAAUUAUGGUCAGGCGGGCAUUCUAAAGUACAAAAAAAUAACAAACCACAACAACAACAUCGAAAGCGAAACCGUGAGAAACGCCAGCUGCUGCUUGCUGCGUGUGCUGUGUGCCAGGAUACAACUACUUGGAGAAGAAAAUAUAAAAAUAGAAACACAAACAAAGUACAAGUGCAAGUGCAAGUAGUGCCAAACUGUUAAACAAGUUGCCAAAAUAAAAAAGAAAUUAAUAACCGACAAGGAAUACAAAUAAAUUGAAGUCUAUUUAAACAGCAUGUGCUUAAAUGAAGAGCUACAGCCAAUUUAAUUUAAACGCCGUUGCCGCCGCACCGCCCGCCAUUGUCUACGAGAACGCAGCCGCAGCAGCAGCCGGCAACAAUAGCAACACCGUGGACCACAGUCAGCUGCACAGCCACAGCCAGGAUAUGCCGCACUUUGGACUGGGCAGUGCGCCGCCGCCGCAACAGCAGCUACAAGUGCAUCAUCAACAACAACAACAACAACAACAACAGCAACAACAACAAAUGCAGCUAUCUAUGCUGCCGGUUGCUGUGCCAGGUCCAUACCGGUCGCACAUUGAGGAAAAGAAGCUGACGCGUGAUGCCAUGGAGAAAUAUAUGCGCGAGCGCAACGACAUGGUCAUCGUCAUAUUGCACGCCAAGGUGGGUCGCACAAAAUCCUAUGGCAAUGAGAAGCGUUUCUUUUGCCCUCCACCGUGCAUUUAUCUGUUUGGCAGCGGCUGGCGACGGCGCUACGAGGAGAUGCUGCAGCAGGGCGAGAGCGAGCAGGGAGCACAGCUAUGCGCGUUCAUUGGCAUUGGCAGUAGCGAUCAGGAUAUGCAGCAGCUGGAUCUCAAUGGCAAACAGUAUUGUGCGGCCAAGACGCUGUUCAUAUCCGAUUCGGAUAAGCGCAAACAUUUCAUGUUAUCUGUUAAGAUGUUCUAUGGCAAUGGCCACGACAUUGGCGUGUUCAAUUCGAAGCGCAUCAAGGUCAUCUCGAAGCCGUCCAAAAAGAAGCAAUCGCUGAAAAAUGCCGAUCUGUGCAUAGCCAGCGGCACCAAUGUCGCCCUGUUCAAUCGCCUGCGCUCCCAAACUGUCUCCACACGCUAUUUGCACGUGGAGAAUGGACAUUUUCACGCCUCGUCAACGCAAUGGGGCGCCUUUACGAUACAUCUGCUCGAUGACAAUGAGUCCGAGUCGGAGGAGUUUCAAGUGCGCGACGGCUAUAUCCACUAUGGUGCGACAGUUAAGCUGGUCUGCUCUGUGACGGGCAUGGCCCUGCCGCGUCUAAUCAUACGCAAAGUGGACAAACAGAUGGCACUGCUGGAGGCAGAUGAUCCGGUGUCGCAACUGCAUAAGUGCGCCUUCUAUAUGAAGGAUACGGAUCGUAUGUAUCUAUGCCUCUCCCAGGAGAAGAUCAUACAAUUUCAGGCCACGCCGUGUCCCAAAGAGCCGAACAAGGAGAUGAUCAACGAUGGCGCCUGCUGGACAAUCAUAUCCACCGACAAAGCUGAAUAUCAAUUCUACGAGGGCAUGGGUCCAGUGGCAUCUCCGGUAACGCCUGUGCCAAUUGUUAACUCACUAAACUUGAAUGGCGGCGGCGAUGUGGCUAUGUUGGAACUGAGUGGCGACAAUUUCACGCCGCACUUGCAGGUCUGGUUCGGCGAUGUCGAAGCGGAGACCAUGUAUCGCUGCACGGAAACGCUUCUCUGUGUAGUGCCUGAAAUCUCACAGUUUCGCGGCGAAUGGCUUUGGGUGCGACAGCCGACUCAGGUGCCUAUAUCAUUGGUGCGCAAUGAUGGCAUCAUUUAUGCCACUGGUCUAACAUUCACCUAUACGCCGGAGCCUGGGCCGCGUUCGCAUUGUAAUCAGGCUGAGGAUGUUAUGCGUACGCGUCACAAUAACAAUAACAUCACAGGCAUCAGUAACAAUAACAAUAACAAUAGCAACAGCAAUAAUAAUAACAACAAUAACAACAACAGCAGUAAUUCACCAGCUAGCGGUUCCAGUUUACAGCAGAGCAUGCAACAGCAAACGCAUCAAACACUGCCCUCGAUCUCAGCAGUGCAGUGGAAUAGCCAUGGGAGCGGCUUGUCUUGAGUGCGGCAGUAUUUCUAUUAUUUGCAA